ACCCAACGUAUAAAACGUUUGCUGGUCGUCAACCUCGGCAUCAAGCAUGAAGACAGCAAAGAUGGCUCGUCUUCACCUGUUGUUCGCCCUUUGCGGGAUCAUCGCACUGGCCCAAGCUAGGUCCAGGUAUAAAAAAGACAAUAACUGUCCUGAAGGCUGGACUCAGUUGGACAAGUACUGUUACAUCUACCAACAUGAUCCCAGGAGCUUUAGAGAUGCAGAGAGUAUCUGCAACAUUCUUGGCGGGAAUCUGGUCUCGAUCAACAGCCUCAAGGAACACGCAGUCGUUGUCGAGCUGAUUCGGGAGGGGGCCGGCGCUGUCGUUGACACCUGGAUUGGAAGCCACGAUGCCAUUGAGGAAGACGAUUUCGUAUGGACCGACGGUGAAGUUGUUAAUUUCAGAAACUUUGGUGCUGGCCAGCCUGACAACGCCGGUGGAGUCGAAGACUGUGUUGAGAUUGGGGCAGAUGACUCGUUGUGGGAUGAUGAUGAAUGCAGCGAGGCCAACCCAUUUGUUUGCAUCAGACCCGUGGACAAAAAAGAUUGCCACUAAUCAGCCGUCAAAUCUUCGAAGAUAUCGUCUUUCCUUAAUCACGAUAACAUGAUCGGGUCACUGAUUCAUGAUUUCUGUUAAGCUCAUUUACAUUGGAAAUUUCCAUUCAAUAAAUUGCUGAAUUUGUCUGAGCAUGACAA
Phycodurus eques (leafy seadragon) is the source of this 693-nucleotide messenger RNA. Its product is annotated as galactose-specific lectin nattectin-like. The transcript has 7 exons. Gene Ontology annotation, molecular function: signaling receptor activity. The record is from RefSeq and is a predicted model, not a curated record. Lineage: Eukaryota; Metazoa; Chordata; Actinopteri; Syngnathiformes; Syngnathidae. Bases 47 to 553 code for a protein of 168 amino acids.